AUGUCUGAUGAUGAUAUUACUAUGAAAGAAGCUUCAGAAGCACAUCAGGUAGAUGCCACCGCCACAUCAACCAAUCCACUAUCCAGAAUAUCGUCCACAUCCUCAUCUUUAGCAUCAGCCACAACUACUCCUCAAAUUAAAGUCAAUGACUCGGAACAGAUCACUGCCAAAUUCACCGGCGUUAAGAAUCCCAGCCACCAGAGAUCCGGGUCUAAAUCAGGAGCACCCAGCUCUAUUCAGGUACAAUCAUCACCUCUUUUGUCUUCCACGCCUCCUACCAUUAGCAAGAGCCUAAUAAAAGCUUAUCCAUAUCUAAUCUUUGCCAAUAAGAUCCUUUCCAUCCUCACGUGGACAGACGACAAUGCCUUUUUACCGAUUUCUCUUGUUCUAUUCUCCAUCUUACUGAUCCUCUACUUCGAGAAUGUCAUCACCUACUUGGGCCAUCUUUUACCUGUUCUUGCAUUGGCUCAUUUCACACUUAUCUGUGCUUACGUGGAAGCUCAACAGGAGCAGCAUUCUACUCUCGAUGACAUAGUUCAUUGUAUGUCUACAUUGAGUAAUAAAUGUGAACAGUUGCUAGCACCACUUACGUCGUUAAGUUUGACUGCAUACGAUUUAAAACGACUUCUAUUCACAACGGUGUUCUUGUCUCCGAUUCACAUCAUCGUCAGCUACUUUUUAUUGCCUCCAAAGACAAUAAUAUGUACUACAACAGUUUUUUUGCUCACCUAUCACUCACAAUGGUCAAGAGUCACACGUAGACUCUUUUGGAAAUCGAAAACCUUCCGUUUAUUGUGCUUUUAUUUGACAGGACUUGACUUUGAACAGCAACAACACAGUGGAAAGUCGACAAUUUUCAACUAUGCGGUUGAAAAAACCAACCAAAAGUUGAAAGAGGUGACUCAAAAGGCUACAGGAGGUGGCAGAAACGGUCCUGUUCGCUUUUCUUACGUGCUAUACGAGAAUCAGAGACGCUGGCUCGGUAUUGGAUGGACUCCCAACUUACUUUCUUACGAAAGAACACCGUGGACGGACGAAUUUCUUAACGAGGCAGAUUCUCCAGACAACUUCGAGCUUCCUCAGCUCAACGACGAUUCGGGAAUGUACUGGAGAUGGGUUGAUAAGACGUGGCGAGUGGAUUUGACCAACGAUGGGUCAAUCCAGCUCUCUUCUACAAAGUCCAAGACUACGGCAGACCCCAAACCGGAUGAAGGAUUCAUCUAUUAUGAUAAUACGUGGAAAAGCCCAACUACAGAGGAUUCAUUUUCCAAGUAUACGAGGAAAAGACGAUGGGUUCGUACAGCAGAGUUAGCAUCCACAAAGAAUUCCUCAACGAUUGGCAGUGUUAGUGCAUUAGAUGGAGUUUCUAUACCCAAAUCAACACCUAUUGGAGAUGUACAAAAUGUUACUGCUAUUGGAGACAUCUCUACCAAGGUUAAAAAGAGAAAGAGCUUGAGAUUCGGGGCCAAUCCAACGGUUCUUGAGGGGGCUGACGACAAAACAGUGAACGUUGAUGACAUGACGUUGAAGAAAGAUCAAUAA
Brettanomyces nanus is the source of this 1542-nucleotide messenger RNA. RefSeq lists its product as uncharacterized. Gene Ontology annotation, biological process: peroxisome organization. The record is from RefSeq and is a predicted model, not a curated record. The transcript has a single exon. Gene Ontology annotation, cellular component: peroxisomal membrane. Lineage: Eukaryota; Fungi; Ascomycota; Pichiomycetes; Pichiales; Pichiaceae. Bases 1 to 1542 code for a protein of 513 amino acids.